Molecule: messenger RNA, 1125 nt
Organism: Gracilinanus agilis (Agile Gracile Mouse Opossum)
Lineage: Eukaryota; Metazoa; Chordata; Mammalia; Didelphimorphia; Didelphidae
Gene: FADS6
Product: fatty acid desaturase 6
Exons: 6
Coding region: 1-1125 (374 amino acids)
Biological process (GO): lipid metabolic process
Cellular component (GO): membrane
Molecular function (GO): oxidoreductase activity, acting on paired donors, with oxidation of a pair of donors resulting in the reduction of molecular oxygen to two molecules of water
Source: RefSeq, a predicted model, not a curated record
AUGGACCCCGACGGAAGGAGAAGAGUCGCGGGGAACCCGGAUCGCCGCCAACAGAAGGCGAAGGAAACCGAGACACCCGAGUCCCCAACCUGCAAUGGCAACUGCGGCGAUACUGGACCCGCAGAGGUCGCGGAGGAGGGGAUGCUGAUGCGUGAGCUGGAGGCAUUGGUCCAGGAGGUAGUGAAGACGAGUAGUUGGUGGGAGCAGCACGGCCUGGAUUGCUUCAUCCUUGCUCUUAACUUCCUUGCUCUGCCUUUAGGAUUCCUGUGUCUUCGAUCCCAGAGUAUCCUGGUCUUUGCCCUAGGGAUCAUCAUCCUGGGAGUGGUGCACCAUACAUUCACAGUCAAGGGUAGCCACCUGGCCAGCCACGGUGCCCUCAGCAAAUCCAAACACUGGAGCAGAUUUUGGGUGCUCUUCUUUGUGGAAGUAUGCACUUCCUUCACGGCUGAACAAGCCACACAUGGCCAUGUGAAACUACAUCAUGGUUAUACCAAUGUAGUGGGCUUGGGCGACUCGAGUACAUGGAAGUUGCCAAUCCUGAAUCGAUAUGUGUACAUGUUCUUGGCUCCAUUCAUGAUACCCAUAAUCACCCCUCUGGUGGCACUUGGGCUACUGAGGAAGGAAGAGCCCAGGGUAGUUCUUCGGACCUUGUGCCUCAUGUCCCUGGGGCUCUUCUCUCACUACUGGCUGCUGAUCACUGUCUCUGGCUUCCAGUCAUCUGGGUUUGCACUUCUCUGCAUGUUUGUGAGCCGGGGCUUGCUGGCUCACCCCUACCUCCACGUCAACAUCUUCCAGCACAUUGGGCUCCCCAUGUUCUCCUUGGAUAAGAAGCCCCGGAGGAUUCACAUGAUGAGUCUUGGGGUUCUCAACCUGCCUCGAAACCCCAUCCUGGACUGGACCUUCGGCCAUUCCAUUAUCAGCUGCCAUGUGGAACAUCACCUCUUCCCCUGGCUCUCUGACAACAUGUGUCUAAAGGUGAAACCAGUGGUGUCUCAAUUUCUUCGAAGAAACCAUCUGCCAUACAAUGAAGACUCAUACCUGUCACGAUUUGGGCUUUUCUUGAGCCGAUAUGAGGAACUCAUGGUGCAAGCCCCUCCAAUCACUGACAUCGUGGGGCUCCAGUGA